AGGUUAUGCUCGCAUAAAAUUGGCGCCAAUUCGUUGUGUUUAUGUCAAAUCAAGAUCAAUCAAACUAAUGUUUAAUUUAUCAUGAUAGAUAUACAAUUUCUUAACUGAACUCCGUACUCUAAAGAGUCGUGAAAUAUUGUUCGUAAUAUCAAUAAUUAGUAGAAGUUUCUGAUUUAAAAAUAAUCACGAGAGAGAUCACAUAAUGGUUCGACGAAAAUCGGUACCAAGAUCAUUCGCCACACCUGAUUCUGCGGAAAGAAACAGAACAAACGUAAUAGUGAACAAACGCAAAAGAAAAAGCCGAGUACUGCAAGAGAUUAAGCAUCUAAGGAGGACUACGCACUUUCUCAUACCUAAACUACCUUUUUCGCGAUUAAUCAGAGAAAUUAUGAUUGAUUUAUUCCCCAGGCAGGAAAUCAACAAGAUACAAGCUUCUGCCCUCGAAGCUUUACAAGAGGCAACAGAGAUGUACAUCGUACAAUUCUUCGAGGAUGCAAUGCUGUUGGCGUUGCACGCUAAACGGGUUACUCUCAUGCGACACGAUAUGAUUUUAAUGCGCAGACUGAGAGGUCGGGCGGAUAUCAUUAAUAAAUAAGAAUCUCAUUUAUAUAUAUAAUUAAAGUGAUAUUUUUAUAUAUUUUUUUAGACAAAAAGUAUUUUUUGUAAUAUUUUUUUUUUAUGGUUAGAAUGAACGAUAGAAGAGUUUUCAUGAUAUUAAAUCAAAUAUGAAUAAUGACAAAAAAGAGUUACAUAUAAUUAUAUAAAACUUUUUAGUUUUGAUGAUAUUAACAGAUGAAAAUUUAGUUUUACGUUAUGUUUGAUUUGAAUGACAUUUUGAUUAUAAAACAUAAAAAAUAUUAAUUCGAGACUUGAAAACAUGAAUGAUGAAUGCUUAAGAGUUAUCAUAUUGACUAAUGAGAAAUAUUGCGAAAAAUAUAAUCAUAAUGUAUGCUUGUUAUUAUGCUAAUAAAAAACGAAUGUUCGAUAUUUUUGGUUAAAAAAAAAAAAAAAAAAAAAAAAAAAAAA
This is a messenger RNA of Formica exsecta, 1026 nucleotides long. Its product is annotated as histone H3.3-like. Bases 203 to 595 code for a protein of 130 amino acids. Gene Ontology annotation, cellular component: nucleosome. NCBI's taxonomy places the organism in Eukaryota, Metazoa, Arthropoda, Insecta, Hymenoptera, Formicidae. Gene Ontology annotation, molecular function: DNA binding; structural constituent of chromatin; protein heterodimerization activity. The transcript has 4 exons. The record is from RefSeq and is a predicted model, not a curated record.